GGAAAAACAUCAUUUGUUUGUCACGCACACACUCUCUAUUGGGCUGCUGGCAUUCCAUCCUCACUAUACGUUCAUUUCUGCGGUGUGCUUUAACCUUGUCGCUCCUUGUGUGUGUGUGUGUGUGCGUGCGUGUUUUUAGCUCGUGCUACAUCUCUCUUCCUUUAAGGUGCUUUUUGAUUUCUCCCCUGACCGAAUCAUGUCAGCCGCCGACUCGCAAGUGUCUACACCCCCAGAGGUGUACGACAAUCUCAAGUGGAAUGGGUGGGGUGAACAGGGUAUUCAGAUGCAGCUGGACGAGGAGCACGAGUUCUGGGUGCGCCACGUGGACGGAAAGCCCAUCAAGAAUCUUUUGGAUUUUCUGUACAACGAGGUCAGCGGCGGACAGGGUCCGAAGGAGCUUCCCCCGCUGAGCCCCAGCAUCCCGCUCGAGAAGGCCAUCGCAAAGCUGAACAAGCCGAACACCAACGAUGCCUUCAUGAAGGACCUCUCCGCCGCCCUGGAGAAGAGUCAAAUCCGGCCCGACGGCAAGAGUCGCCUGCUUCACAUUGUGGGGAAGAACUAUCGUGAUUUGUGGCGUGUGCGCAGGGGAAUGGUGGAGUACGCACCCGACUGCAUCCUGCUGCCAAACAACCACCGCGACUGCGUCACGAUUAUGCAGCUGGCGCAGAAGCACAACGUCGUCGUCAUCCCGUUUGGCGGUGGCACGAACGUGACGGGCGGCAUCGAGGCGGACCCGUUUGAGCGGGCUCGCAUGAUCGUCUCGGUCGAUAUGCGGCGCAUGAGCCGCAUGCUCUCCAUCGACCGCGAGUCGCACGUGGCUACGUUUGAAGCCGGUGUGCUGGGGCCGGCCCUGGAUGAUCAGUUGUUUCGCUACGGCUUUAUGUUAGGCCACGACCCCGACAGCUACAAGUACUCCACGCUUGGGGGGUGGAUUGCCGCGCGUGGCAGUGGGGCCAUGUCGAACCAGUACGGUGACAUUGAGGACAUGGUCAUCUCGAUGAAGGUGGUCACGCCGACAGGGGUGAUCGAGACACCCAUGACCUCCCGUGUGUGCGGCGUGGAUCUGAACGGGCUCGUUAUCGGCUCUGAAGGCGCCUUCGGUAUCGUCACGGAGGCUACCAUCAAAAUUGAGGAGAUCCCCGAGGAGAAGCUGUACGAGGGCUACCUCUUUCCCUCCUUCGAGGCGGGCUUCAGCGCCUUUUACACGUGCAACACGAAGGGCAUCCGUCCCUGCACAAUGCGGCUAUACGACGCGGACGACUUCCACAUGAGCAUGGCCAUGAGCACCAGCUCGCACGGCUUCCUGGAGAAGCUCAUCAGCAAGGGCGUGAAGGCUUUCCUGGAGAACUACCGCGGGUGGAACAUGCGCAACAUGUGCCUCGUCAUCAUCGGCUUCGAGGGCACGCGGCAGCGGGUGCGGUUUCAGCGCGCAGAGGCGGCGGCGGUGCUGAAGAAGUUUGGUGGCGUCGGCGUCGGCCGCUCGGCCGGCGACAGCUGGCAGGAGAAGAAGUACGACCUGCCCUACAUCCGCGACUUCGCCCUCUCCCUGUCCCACUGGGCCGACGUCCUCGAGACGAGCGUGCUCUACUCCCAGGCGGUGCCAUGCUGGCGUGCGGUGAAGGAGGCGGUGCGGCAGGUGUGGAAGGAGCACGGCCACCACGGCUGGAUCGGCUGCCACACGGCGCAUCAGUACAAGUACGGCUGCUGCCUGUACUUCACCUUUGCGUGUGCGCAGAAGGAUGAUCAGGAUAUGAAGAUUUUCCUGGAGAUUAAGAAGCGGGCGACGGAGGCGAUGCUGCGGCACACCGGCAACCUGACCCACCACCACGGCAUCGGGUACGAGCAUGUGCCGUGGAUGACGCGCUUCAUGGGCGCUGGCGCCAUGGACGUGCUAUUCAACUUGAAGAAGUCAAUAGACCCCAAGAACAUCUGCAACCCGGGCAAGCUGCUGCCUUCGGCUCCGCGGGCUGGUGAGAGCGCAGAAGCGUUGAAGGCGCGGCAACAGAAGGAGCUCAUGUUUGACAAAAUGGGCGUUCCCGGGGCGGUGAUGUCGCAUUUGUAG
Messenger RNA from Leptomonas pyrrhocoris, 2062 nucleotides. Its product is annotated as alkyldihydroxyacetonephosphate synthase (ADS1). The coding region runs from base 197 to 2062 and encodes 621 amino acids. The record is from RefSeq and is a predicted model, not a curated record. Gene Ontology annotation, biological process: lipid biosynthetic process. NCBI's taxonomy places the organism in Eukaryota, Euglenozoa, Kinetoplastea, Trypanosomatida, Trypanosomatidae. The transcript has a single exon. Gene Ontology annotation, molecular function: FAD binding; alkylglycerone-phosphate synthase activity.